UUAGGUUUUCUUUUGCGUAGUGACUAGGCCACAGAAUAACGACACAAUAAUUGACAGAAGCAGAUUUUGGAGGACAUUUAAUGGUUUGGUUUCUGUAGCAAAAAGGGAAACAUGAUGUGUCCAGAGAUGUUAUCUUAUAUGAUGGAUUUUAUAGUUCAAAGGACUGACGUCUGAGCUAAUGGGAUGUCUGACAUAGAAGUACAUGACAUCAGAGCUACAUAUUGAUGGAAAUUUUGGUUAGUCAACUUCGUGAGACAUCGCUCAAUCCAGAAGAAUGACAGGGCACUCAGAGGAAGAAACAACAUCUCUGUCCAUGAAGGAGGGCAGAGAAAAACGUGUAUCAUUUCCCCCAGAUGAGGAGAUGGUGUCUGACUUUGUGGAGAGCAGGGUUAAACUUCAAGAGGCUGACAGUCUCAGUCUGACAGAUAUAAUUCUGGCCUACAAGCAGAGCUGUGAAAAGCACCAGGUGAAACCAAACACAAAGGCUCUUGAUCAAUUAAAGCAAAUUACUUGUGUUACCGACAGAGCCAGGUGUUUUGACCUGUCAGGUGAACGGUUAGAUUAUUGCUCCUGUGAAUCUCUUGAAGAGAUCCUGAAAUCAGUGCAAUUUGAUUUUAUCAGUCUGCAGGGGGCCGAGCUGGAGGAAAAUGGGCCGCUAUAUAAAUCUUCUGAAAGAGAUUCUCCUGAUCAAAACACAGGUGAAAAAGAAGCAGAAACUUAUGUAAAAUAA
Molecule: messenger RNA, 730 nt
Organism: Rhinichthys klamathensis goyatoka
Lineage: Eukaryota; Metazoa; Chordata; Actinopteri; Cypriniformes; Leuciscidae
Product: protein phosphatase 1 regulatory subunit 37-like
Exons: 5
Coding region: 275-730 (151 amino acids)
Source: RefSeq, a predicted model, not a curated record